Molecule: messenger RNA, 30567 nt
Organism: Pelobates cultripes (western spadefoot toad)
Lineage: Eukaryota; Metazoa; Chordata; Amphibia; Anura; Pelobatidae
Source: the annotation of a GenBank genome assembly
CCUGUGGCGGCAGGGAGGCUAAAGGAGACGCUGCCCUUCGGGAGCCUGCAAGCGGUGAGUGAGGGCUAGGCGGCCAGGCUGGGAGAGCAGGCACAUAGCCAGGGGCAUUAUGGGUAAUGGGUAUUUAUCUGACAGCAUGGUGAGCUGCCCAUCUAAUGGGGGGGGUGCUGGGUAACUGAGAGUCUCACCCCACAUUGCUGGUCACACUGCUGGUUCCUGAACUACAAUCCCAGCAUCCUCAGCCAGCCUUUACACUGACUGAGCACCAUGGGAAAUGUAGUCCUUAAUUCUAUACAGUGCUGAGGUUGGCUGUCCUGCCCUGGGUGCUGGGUCAGUGCAAGAUCUUCCAGAUCAAGCAAUGGGAUGGCUGUUAUAUAUUGGGAAUAAAUUAUAUUAUUACUAUAUAAUUUUAUUAAAUACAUUAUUUCCAUAUAUUAAUAAAUACAUGAUUUCUAUAUACCGGUAUAUCUUUUUAAUAAAUACAUGAUUGCCAUAUAUUAUUAAAUACAUGAAUAAAAAAAAAAAUAUAUAUAUAUAUAUAUAUAUAUAUAUAUAUAUAUAUACAUAAUUGCUAUAUAUUAAUAAACACAUGAAUGCUAUAUACCGGUAUAUCUUUUUAAUAAAUACAUGAUUGCCAUAUAGUAUUAAUAAAUACAUGAAUAUAUAUACAUAAUUGCUAUAUAUUAAUAAAUACAUGAUUGCUAUAUAGUAAUAACUUUAUGUUGCCAAGGCUUUGGUCAGCAGGGAAAGGUAAGGUGAUCUUGCUGCCCUUUUCAUUAGUGAUGCAUUAUGCAUUAGUUCUGAUAUGUCCCCGGUGCACAUUUUGUAAAAGCACAGUCCCCAAAUUUUAUCUGAGGUACAGACAUCUUCCAUAUGUUGUGGGAUUCUGUGUGAACUGUAAUUAUGUUGCAGAGUUCUAAAUGUAGACCAAUCAGCUGGAGUAUUCCUUUUGGUUUCCAUGGUGAUUGCUCCACUUUUACAUCACAGAAAUGUUCUUUAUUUAGAAUCCCAGUAAGAGAGGCAACACAUCUGGAGUUCGGUUGUCCCUUAUCUACUGAUUAUUCAUAAGGCAAUCCAUGAAGCUGCGAACUGAAAGUGAAACUCAGAUCGACUCAUCUUUUGUCUAAAACCCCAAAUUCACUUAGAAUUCCUGCAAAUUCACAUUUUAUGGAAUAACCUUGUCAGUGUUCAAACUGCAAUUUAAUUGCGAAACAGCAGAACUGGAAUUCUGGCUGGCCUGGAAUAAAAUCCAGUUUGGCUAGUUUAGCCUGGAACUCACAAUGUCAUUACCAGUUGUUAAAAACAUGUUUAAGUGAAUAAAUCUUUGCUGUCUGAGUGAUCUCCUGGGCCGAUACAAUGUUUCUGAUAGGGAAACACUGGGAUCUUAUUGUCCAUGUACAGAAAUUGCCUCGCUCUGCUAAUACACGGUUACUCAUAGACAAUCAUUGAAACCAAUGCCUCUUUAUGAGAAGUCCUCCCAUCUGCUGUGAGCAAAGCAAUUGAUGAUUGAGUAACACUAAAGUAUGAACAUCUGCUUUAGCUGAUCAGUACAGACCGUGGUCACCAGACAGAGCCAGGUAAGUGUAAAAUACGUAGAUCCCCAGAUGUUGAACCACAACUCCCAUGAUGCAUUUCAUGCCUUUAGAAUGCUGUAGUUUUAAAAUAUCUGGGGAUCUACCUAUUGGGUACCCUUGAACUACAACAUGCUGUAGUGCUUAUGGUGUUGAAUGUGCCCCUUUAAAAGGCCAUCUCUCAAUGGCGUUGCUGCUUUGUUAAUAAGGAAGCAUUGUUUUGCGGAGCCAACGACAGACUGAAAGCGUCUGCUAACUCUCUCAGCCACUGACCGCCCAUUGUGAGUUACGGUACUUAUUAUUACUUGUAGUGGGUGCCAAGUGAUGGGCUGUGAGCUUUAACCAACGCUAUCAGUCUAUCACUGGCUGCCCAAGCAAUGCUUUAUGUGUCGAGCGGCUGAGGGAAGGAAAGAGAAGAGACUGCCCGAUACGCGCCUGUGGAAAUAAAUUUGGUGUUAACUUUUUUGAGUUUAACACUGCAAGGUAAGAUGGCACCUGGAAACGCUAGGCCCCAUAACUUUUUUUGAGAUAAAGUUGUUAUGGUCCCAGAGGUUUCCUUUAUUCCAGCUGUAAACGUCGAAACCGAAAAGUACUCUGCUGUAAAUACUCCAUUAUGAUCAGUCUAUAAACCCUAUCAGUUCUUGAUAAGCGAGCAAUAUCUGUUGUAAUGCAAAGUCUAAUGGCUACAUAUUGACUAAUGCAUAGUGUGAGAUUGUUACUCGCCACACAAGGUGUUUUGUAUCGCACAGGGCUGACCAACUGCAACUCUCCAUCAGUUGUUGGUGUACAGUUCUAAUGAUUGUCAGCUUUUUAAUUGAAACAAGUUUUGACUGAGGGUCAAAACCAGGUCUGGUAGCUGGAAAUGUGUGACUUCUUGCUGCCAUUUUAACAUGGAUAGAGAUCUAUAUAGAAUAUUCUGCUCCUCACCUGUUUGAGAAACAAAUUCCUCCUCACACAGAUUAGACUAUGACUAAAAUGCCUCCUUGCCCAGUGUACCAAAACCUUCACAAGUCAAUUGCAGGGAGUAGGAAUUUGGGGUCCCUCCAAGCAUUCAUUGGGGUAUAUGUACAUGCUGUAAGAAUAGUCUGCAGUGUACUUUAAAUACAGAUUUCUGAUCUUAGCCAGGCAACUGUAUUUACAGUAAGUUGGCAUUAUGCUCUGCACACUUGGAACAUUUGGAAUCUGAACUCCUCAAAAUGCCAGAAGAUUACUAUCAAAUUCCACAAGUAAGGGAUGUGACCAUGUUUAAUUAAUUAUUUUGACAUGCCUACUGUAUGUUACAAAAUUGGCAUUUGUGCUUCUACAGUGGUUUUCCAGAACAUGUGUAACAUGCUUUGUUAGAUGAGAGAUCCUGCAUAAUUUUUAUAGAAUUCUUAAUAUUUUGGUAAUAAUGCAUGCUACAGUAAACAAAACAAAAAUUGCUUGUUUUUGUCCGAAUCAGUGUCCUGCUAUUAGUCGCAUAUUUGGAUAAAAUAAUGUGUUUUUGUAUGGGUUACAGACUCAUGAGUGCUCCGACGUGUUAUGCAAAGAAUUUUAAGCAGAUUGGUGCUUUUAUUCAUUCCUCCUUUGUUUUAAACCAAUUUCAACAUCAGAAGUUUUAAAAGCUUUGUACUGCCAUGACAACUUUUACCUCGGUUCUGUAAAAGUACUAUAGCUUCAUAUCUUCCUUGUACUUUUGUUAUGUCAUGUGAUUACCUGCUCGAAUUGGUGAGCCCCGAAGAAAUAUUUGACACAAUCAAUUAAAUACUUCAAGGCCGGCUAUCGUCAUUCCAGGCAUUGGCGAUUUAUAUUUCUGAUGUUAAAUUUUUUUUGAACAUACAUUGUAAAUGAGUUAAAAUAAAACAUUCUAUUUUUUUAUUUUAGGUUAAUGAAAAAAAUGGGACACCUGUGGCUGGUUACUAUCUUAAAUACUCAAGAGGGAUAAUUAAUUGCGAAAUCGAAUCACGCGAUUUUCCUUUAUUGGAUUCCUCCACCUAUUUGACAGCAAUGGCAUUUCAGAGGGCAGAGGGGAUGUCGAUCAUUCAGGCCCUUGCUAUGACGGUCGCUGAAAUCCCUGUGUUUCUCUAUACAACCUUUGGCCAGGUAACUGCGUUAUCAUUCUGAAAGUACACUGAUGUAUGAUAAGAUUGGACUAAAUUGUGUGUAAAGUGAAACGGAUUUUUAUCUUGUUAAUGUUCUUUAUUAUUUGCUAUUGGGAGCUUUAGGAACUUCAGAAAGGUGAAAAACACCAACAAUUAGGUUUUGAUUAUAUACAGCAAGUGGAUAUUAUUCCGAUUUAAACAUUUUUUUUUUUAAAGAACAAUUGUAACUUUGAUAGGGAACUGUAAGUGGGUGAGGUGUGUGUGUGUGUGUGUGUGUGUGUGUGGUUUUUUUUUUUUUUUAAAUGUUAAAAGUUUUUAAGUAAUUUUUUUUUAAAUUUUUUUAUUUAUUUAUUUUUUAAAUUUGAGUUGACUGGUAUUAAAAUGUUGCAAAUAAAUCUAUUGCCGACACUGAGAAUUACAGCAAGCGGGGAAUAAAAUGGCCAAGAAAAGAAAAUCUGAAUUUUUGUAAUUUUCUUAAUUGUGCUGUUAAUGUUUAUAUUCUGCAAUUCCAAUCUCCAUUCUCUGCAAACUUCUGUUCAGUUAACAUUUGUUUACUGUAAAUUUUAAUAACCGUGGGUUAGCCCAGAGCUUUCAGCCUAUAUUUGCUGUCCAGGUUGGCCAUUAAUAAUUUAGUAUUUUCCUGCAAAAUUGUAAAGGAACACAGAGUGCACCAUCAUUGCCACUUUUUAAAAUCAUGGUGCAGAAAGUCUGUGGAUGCCGUCCCUCAGUUUUUUUUAGUUAAAAAGACUCUAGGUACUGUUACGCUAGAUCUCUUUGAAGUGGUUAUGGUGUUGGGAGUCCUCUGGCGUUGUACUUUCAUUCAGUGUUGAACUGUUUAGUUUAGCAAUAAGCAAUUAAAGAGUCCCUGGCAACCCAUUUUCUCUGAAAGAUAUCCCCUCUGGUUCUGAAACUGCUUUCAUAGCGGCUCUUCCAAAUCUGUCCAAUGUAAACCGCAGUGAUAUGGUGUGAGCCCUGUGCUAACUCGUGUGUUUGCUGUGGUACGCUUUUAUACGGGUUUCUAAUGGUCUCCAUUCUUUUAGACCACGUUCUCACAGCUCAGACUGUCUCCUGGGCUCCGGAAGGUGCUUUUCGCCACUGCACUUGGCACUGUUGCCCUGGCCCUUGCUGCGCACCAGCUGAAACGCAGAAAACAUAAAAAGAAGCAAAUCGCUGAUAGUGGAGGACUGAAGCCAGGAGGAGUACCUAUACCUGGUAUUUUACCUGUCAGACGCACCUCUUCAGUAAAGAAAGGUGAGGCCUACUUGUACACUGGCUGAGAUGUUCAUUAACUAAUCCAUGAAAAGUAGCGAAUUGAUAAACAUCUUAGUUAAAUAUAGGGUAAUUGUAACAUUAUUUAGUUUUCUUCAGUUUUUCCCAAUGUGACUCUUCUGACAGAAUGAAUAUAUAUAUGUUGGAAAAAAAUGAAGAAAUGUGUGUUUUUUUUUUUUUUUAAUAUGCCCCCAAUGAAAACAUACAUGUGCUUGGUUUUUUUUUUUCCCAUUGGAGUUAUAUCUAAAAGCAGCUUGCAAAACAUGCAGUUAUCUUGUCUGCUGCCUUUGCAAGCCCUCCCCUUCAAACCCAGCCCAGACUUUCCGUAGGUGUCCAAUCACAGACUUCCCAAUGCAGCUCAAUAAGAAGUCUUUGCAAGGUUGGUGCUCUGUGCAGUAGCUGCCUCAGGACCUGUUUGGUUAACAGCUGGUGAUUGUAACAAGGUUAAUGGUGUCCAUUUCUAUUGAAAUAUGCACUUUUUGGGAAAUAUUGAGGGGGGAGGGAAAGGGGGAGACACAUUUUCCUGGUAUAAAGCACUUCAGCAAGCUGUAGUGUUUUAGGGUUUUGAAGUGUCCUUUUAAUAUUCUAGUUUAAGCAAGAACUACACAAGUCAUAGUCCUCAUUCUACCAUAACAAAAUUUUAAAAAAUCAUGAAAAAGACAGAAUUUCAAAAAGGUUAAACGGUUACUGUAACCAAAAACAAGUGGUUUUUCUUUCCCCGAAGUCACUAGUUUUGUUUAGAGAAACCUUUUCUAAGGUGGCCCUCUCCUUUCCCCCUCCCCUCCAACAUGAUGGGGAGAGAGGUCAUGUAGGACGAACUGAUAGGAUGAUAUGGGCGCCAUGAAAGGGUUGGUUGCUGCUAUUGUCUGUAUGGUGCCCACACGCUGUGUGUGUUGGCAAUGGAUGCCACUUUUGCACAGAAUUGACACUUGCCAGCCCGGAACUCUAUUUUGGGUGGGCUACUGACACUGCCGGAGUUGAAUACUGAUCCAGUAACUAAGGUGUUAAUCCUUGCUGUAUGUACAGUGUUUGCAAUGCAAAGCACUGCACACACAGAUGCCUGGCACCAUGACCACUUCAAAUUACUGAAGUCAUCAUGGUGCUUGGAGUUUCCCUUUUAAUCAGGACAGAGGCUUUCACACCAAUAUUUAGCCACAUUAGAAUUUCUCUCUGAUCAAUAAAAGAAAACAAGUGAUAUAGCAAGCUGGUGGUGGACAAGCCUGUAAUUGUAAUAUGAACGCAUGGUUAUGCAAAGCAGCUGAUCUUUGGGUAAGAAAAUGGUCACACUCGAAGGCCAACUAAAUGGACGAAGACAGAAAAGGGCUGGGGACUUGAACGUAUUCCUUUAAUGACGAAUCUCGUUGUCAUUUGUUCCAUUCUGGGAACAAUAUCUCCAUGCUCAAUUCUUGGUGUCAUUCCCAUAACCGCAUUAGAUUAUUUAUUUAUCUUUAAAUAUAUUGCUCAAAUGCGUCUGUCCUGGACACUCUUCAUGUAUUUAUUUUAUUUUUUGUUUGUUUUUCCAGCAUAUUCCCGCGGGGUACAGAGUCCCAGCAGUAAGAGCAAUGAUACCCUAAGUGGCAUUUCGUCUAUUGAUCCAUGCAAGCAUUCAAGUUCCACACACAGCCUUGCCUCGGUAACUUCCCCUCUGAGACAUGUAAUGAUCCUCCUGUAAUGUCUGUGCAUGCAGAUAGAAUCUUACCUAAAUCAUGUGUUCCGUAGUUUGUAGCCUAGUAUUUAGUUUGGGUCAGACCGUGAAAAAGCGAGCAUUCUCCAGUGUACUUGCUUUGGCCUGUAUAAUAUUAAUUUCUUAAGGGGUAAAGGUGAUGCACACUCUUUAUAACUAUUCAGUGUAUAUCGUGGUCCUUGCCUACAGGAUUAAUGAUUCUCAGGUGGAAACCUAUGUAUUUGCUAAAACCUUCUCACUGUUAAUUACUGAACUUGAGAAAUAUUCCCCAAGUCUAUGUUUUCAGUUUAGAUGCUUUGACCUAAAAUGUAAAACUCUUUGAUUUCCCAAUUAUUCACAUUUUAGCGAAUAACAAUGCAGACUCGUUGCCUGUGGGACAUUCAGGCAGCUAAGGCUCAGGAAGACAUUGUGCAAUAUGCUAUUUGGAUUUGUCACAGCUCCAGAAAUCACUGGCACUGUAGUGUCAUGCUGCUGUCCUCAACUCCUGAGCUAGUUCUGUCUGUUAGCUGCCAUGCUUUCAUUCAUAUUAGACUUCUGGUCCUAUAUGUAGCAGGAGUUUAUUACGGCAUUCUCAAUGAAAGGAACAGAUCUAGUGGACAGAUCUCUGCCAUGUCCUUGUUGCUGCAGAAGCUGAACAUCAUUAGCACAUCCAGCAGUCAAGAUGUUUAGUAGGGAGGUUAUUUUUUUUAUUUUUUUUGCAAUUAAAUGUGGUCUGGGUGCAGUGUCCCAGUCACACUUCGUCCUGCAAUGUAAAUCCUUGCCAUUUUUGAAAAAAUGCAAUGAUUACAUUGCAGGACUAAAACCGCCUCUAUUAGACAGCCACUAAAGGCACUUUCUGGUGGUUCAGCGACUUUUGAUCGCCUAAUCGGCGCUGGACGUCCUCACUCUCUGCAUGAGGACAUCCAGCAUCGGCUAUAUCCCCAUAAGAAAGAACUGAAGCAAAGUGCUCGCUAUGCUUGUGCAUUAGCCCAUCCCCAUUCCUGUAAGGUGACGUUGAAAAAGACACAGCAACACCCUAGCGCCGAGGGUGAUUGGCACUGAAAUCGGGUAAGUGUUACAAGGUUUUUUUUUACCUGUGCCGAGUGGGGAACAAAUGCAACUAUAGUGUAAGGAAGACAAUUUUGUAUUCUUUACACUAUAGAAUCCCUUUAACUACUUAUCACAGUUUUUGUAAUAUUAUGUUCUCUGGUAAAAUACCUCUCCCUUCUGGAGGAAGCUGAAAAAUUUAUUCAAAUAAAAUAAUCAUGCAAGACUGCAAAAAAUAAAUCAAAGGAUAGAAAAGAAUAGAAGUCACUCACACCCUGGAGAGCAAUUAUUUGCUCUUAUUUUGAAAGCUGAUUUUAUUUUCUAGAUAGAAAGUGGUUGCUAUUUCCUCUUGUCAUGCCUCUUUUCAUUAUAAGGUGAUGUCUUGAUUGCAGUAUGCAUGUUACCUUUAGUUUAAUUAUGCACCUAUUUUGCAUAGGUGGUGGCUGUGAAUGCCUCAAGUGGGAACGCGGUGGCUGCAGGACAAUGGGAAUCUCAUGACCCAGAAGAACCAUUAGAUGGUGAAGAAUCCAGUGCAGAAAAUCUAUAUAUUCAAGGUCAGAAUACAAGGGACUAUAGUGCUCUAAUUUAUUAUGUGAAAGAUAAUUUUAAUUUAUGGCGAAGGUCUAUAGCUUAAACGGAAUUCCAAUUGUGUAUGUAUUUUAAGUUUAUUUUGUUUAGUUUGCUUGGGGGGGAAACAUUAUAGGGGAGCAACUUUGAACACAUCUGGUGGACCUGCUUUCUAACCGCAAGAUUAUGGGAUGACAUUUUUGGAUACAUUGCAGAGUUUUGUCGAACACAGUCAAAUGCCCCUACACGGCUCUACUUCAAUUAAAUUUAAAGGGAAAUUAUAAAGAUAAAUUCUCUAUAGUAUUACAUACUCUGACCGCUUUAUCUCAAUAGCAAAAAAAAAAAUAAUAAUUUAAAAAAAAAGUGUAAAUGACUGUGUGUACGUAUAAAAGCUAUUUAAUACACCUUUAUGUGAUCAUACAAGCAAGGGUGAGACAAUGUAAAGUGCAUAAUUCAAUUAGUGAUAACUACUAAAUUAACUUACAGUCAAAUGCUUAUUGGAAAAUCACAGGAAAUGCUUCACGUAUAAAAAAGACAAAAGAAAAACAACAUAGUGUAAGAGGGGAGGGGUUAGGAUGGCCCUCACAGACAGGGUGCAGUUAUGUACUGCUCAAAGCAAUGCAGCUCCUCAAUGAAUUGGAUCCACAUGGACGGUUGUAUAGGAAAUGGCCUUUAUUUCAAACCGUUAAAACCAGGACAACCCACAAUUUGCCUUCAAAUGCAGCAUAACGUUCGCCUCAGAAUUGACACAGAACCAGGACAGCUACACAAUUUGCCUCCAAUUCAGCUGACGAACGGAGAACCAGCUAGCAGCUGAGGUGAGCACAAGUCUGAGUCUCCGAGAACAUGCCAGUACUACUUCCGGGGGCUGGGGGAAAGAAGUUCCACGUGAUGACUAGUUUCGCCAUUAAUUCGGCUUCCUCAAAUCGCUAUUCAGGCUGUUCACUCAGUCCUUCCUUUUACAUCGAAAUAGUGCUUAAGGCACACUAUAGAUACCCAGACUACUUCAACUCAUUGAAGUGGUCUGGGUACAGUGUUCUUACUGCCCUUACUCAUACAAUAUAUAUAAUUGCAGUUUUCGAGACUGACAGCCACUAAAGGCGCUUCUUGCUCACUAAGCGACUCUCGCCUAAUUGAUGCUGGACGUCCUUACGCUUUGCAUGGAGACAUCCAGCGUCUUUUAAAUCCCCAUUGAUUCAAUGCUUUCAUAUGGGGAGCGCCUCAUGUGCUUGUGAUGUUCGCUGAACGUGCGCCUUAGGUUUUCUUGUCGGACGAGGUGGAGUGACGAGGAACAUUGGGAUUGGGUGAGUAAAAGGUUUUUAACCCUCUAUUGGCUGGGGCGAGGGAAGGCAGAGGGAGCUGUAGUAUUAGGAAUAAAGGUUUGUAUUACUAACACUAUAGUGUCCCUUUAGGAUGCCAUCCUUUCUCACCCUCCCCCUCUCUCCCUUUCUUUUAUUAUUUUUAAACCGUUUUACACUGUUGGAGUAUUGUACACAGUACUGGAGACCGUAUCUUCAGAAGGAUAUUGAUAUUUUAGAGAGAAUUCAGAGAAGGGCUACUAAACUGGUUCAUGGAUUGCGGGAUAAAACUUACCAGGAAAGGUUAAAGGAUCUUAACAUGUAUAGCUUGGAAGAAAGACGAGACAGGGGGGAUAUGAUAUAAACAUUUUAAAUACAUAAAGGGAAUCAACACAGUAAAGGAGGAGACUAUAUUUUAAAAGAAGUAAAACUACCACAACAAGAGGACAUAGUCUUAAAUUAGAGGGACGAAGGUUUAAAAAUAAUAUCAGGAAAAAUUACUUUACUGAGAGGGUAGUGGAUGCAUGGAAUAGCCUUCCAGCUGAAGUGGUAGAGGUUAACACAGUGAAGGAGUUUAAGGAUGCUUGGGAUAGGCAUAAGGCUAUCCUAGCUAUAAGAUAAGGCCAGGGACUAAUGAAAGUAUUUAGAAAAUUGGGCAGACUAGAUGGGGCGAAUGGUUCUUAUCUGCCAUCACAUUCUAUGUUUCUAUGUUUGUUGUUGAUGAUCUCUUGUCUCUUUAUCCCUUAAGCAUUACCUACUGUGAUCUUCCAUUAAGCAUUUGCCUAUAAGUUAAUUUAUUAGAGUGAUCACUAAUCAAAUUAUGCACCAUUUAAUUAUGCAUUAUUCAUCCUUGCUUGUAUGUGCAAAUAAGAGUUUAACAACUUAAUGGAUUUAUAUGUAUACACAGUCAUUUAAACUAUAGAAUUUUUUAUAUAUAUAUAUAUAUAUAUAUAUAUAUAUAUAUAUAUAUAUAUAUAUAUAUAUAUAUAUAUAUAUAUAUAUAUAUAUAUAUAUAUAAAAAAAAUUUGUUUUGCUAUUAUAUUAACUUUGUAAUCAAUUUAUAAAUUGGUUUUACUCACUAUAUUAAAUGUUUAUAGUGUAUUUAAAGGCAUAGUGCAUGUUAACCUUACAUGUAUUGAAAUAGGUGUUUUUAUUGGGUCUUUACACUACAUAAGGUUGCUGCAUUAUCUAUUAAAUUGUCUUUAUAUAUAAAAAAAUAAUAAAAUUUUUUUACACAAAUAAGCGCCAUACAUUCUGACCGCUGCAAAGCUUAUGAUGGCCAGAAACUGGAAAUAUUCUAAUAUCUCAAAUUGGGACGGGUUCUCAGAACAAAUCUGGCAAUGUAAGAUUGAACUCUUUUGCACAAGGGCAGUAAAUUGGAGAUCACGCAAGGUAGAUAUGUGGAAAUACCGGAUACAAAGUUUGGAGCAUGGUAACAAGCUAGAAGUAGUAGUAAUAAUAAAGAUGGGAAAACCAAUUUUUUUUAUUUUUUUUGCAGGCACUUUCAGGAUUUAGGGCAAUUUAAUUGACUUAAGAUGUUGUUCGAUAAUAGUCAAUGUGUGAACUAUAUGUACAUUUAUUGUGUGUAAUUUCUUUAUCUUAAAAAAUAAAAAUCCGUUUAGUAGAUAUACCCCAAAUUAAAACAAACAUGCAUAUUUUUUUUAAUUGGGGGUAUAUCUAAAAACAGUUUGCAAAAGUUGCGAUUCUCUUAUCUGUUGCCUUUGCAAGCCUCCCUCUUCUUUUCAAGUUAGACAGGACUGUCCAUGACCUCAGUGCAGCUCACUAUUCAAAUACUAACACUCAUACCCAGCAGUGAUAUACAAAGCUGGACCCAUUUUUUAUUUCUUCUAUUAAUUGAAAUCAACCUCUCCACCCCGUCUCAUCCGUGUGUUGGACCUACCUGUGGGCACCCUGUCUUUUAUUUUACGUGGUGCAGAUGCACACAUUUCCUGUUGGAUGGAGUAGUUUGGGUUAAAAUGUCAGCAACAGCCUAAUAACUGCUUAAAGCAUAUUUAUUAAACCUAUAUAUCACAGAUUCCUUUGUUUUUUUAUUUUUUAUUUUUAUUGAAUGCAUUAAUCUAAUGUUCACUUUUUUGGAACAUUACAUUUAGUAAGUGAUUGUGACUUCAUUGCUUUUCUGUAAAUCAUUGACUACUGUCUGCUACAGGUCAUUUAUACUGGGUAAAUGUACUUAUGUAUUUAGGAUCCUUGUCAAGGUCAUGACCCACAUACUGUUAGGCUGCAGCUCACAGACGGGCGCCCUGACAUUACCAUGUAGGACUUAGAAUAUGCAUUUUUAGAACAUAUAAACAAUGCAAUACAGAUAGCCAGAGGGUUCACAGACUGUUUUGUUAGCUACUGUUGCACCAUGAGAAAUGUAUAUCACUGUUUCAAUGUUCUACAUUAAAGAGAAAAUGCAAGUGUGUAUGUGUAUAUAUGUGUGUAUAUGUAUAUGUGUGUAUAUAAAUAAAUAAACUGGAUCCACACUUAUUUUAUAAAUGUAAAAAAAAAGUACAUUCUAAGUGAUAAACUGUGUGUUUUAAAGUGAUCAGUGCUGGAUAGAAGUCUUACUGCUUGGUGUAACAUAUUAACCAGCUGUUUGCUUUCAGGCUGUUAUUAAACCCAACUCCCAUUGUGUUUGGCUAUUGGAUUGACCAUGUGGCAGAGCUUCAUGGGAUUUGUAGUUCAGCAGCUGUAAUGAUAAUGGAUGGUCAUGCUUGGUGUGAUUUUAUGCAAGACAUAUUUUCAUGUUCCCCUUUUUUUAAAAAUUGUUUUUUUAUUUUCCCGGACUUCCAGGAAUGGAGCUUUUCGAGGAAGCUUUGCACAAGUGGCAGCAAGCUCUGCACAUUGGACACAGGUGCAGCUCAAGUACUCCGACCGCUCAGAUUAGCGAGAUCAUUGAGACCCUGCCUGAGGACUUGCCUGAGGUAGGUGUGAAAGUCUAGCUCUGUCAAACACCCAUUUCAGGGACCAGUAACACGAGGAUUUCUGUAGUUCACAAAUAAUCAGCUAGCUUGUGGUGACUCUCUAAUCAUACUUGCGAAAUUCUGAAUGACCCCGUACCAGACGGAUAAAAGAAAAGCAUCCAGUGUUGGACGUGGCCAUUCAGACGGCAAAAUAUGGACUUUGUUCAUAGAAUUCCGGCUCUAAGCAUGGCUGAAAGCCAAGCCUGGAUGCUUCAAAUAUGGGCUUUGCCUUAUAAAAUAAAAAAAUGUAAAAUAAUUAUUUGACCUCUGGCAGCUCUAGCAGCCAGCAGUCAAAUAGCUAAACUAAAAUUCAGUACCGUGGGGGUUAAUGUGGCAGAUGGCCAGUGCUUGCUAGCCAGCCAUCAUAUUUUAACGUAAAAAAUCUGAUUGGAGGUCAAUAUGACCUCUAUAUUCCUAUAAAGCCAAUGCCCACAUCUACCAUUCUGUCAGCUCAUAAACAAGACUUUUGAUAAACUAAUAGCAGGCGCAGUAGGACUGUUGUCCAUUUACUGAGCUGUUCCACUUAUCUUAAAGGACCACUAUAGGCACCCAGACCACUUCAGCUUAAUGAAGUGGUCUGGGUGCCAGGUCCAGCUCGGGUUAACCCUUUUUUUUUUUAUGAACAUAGCAGUUUCAGAGAAACUGCUAUGUUUAUGUUAGGGUUAAUCCAGCCUCUAGCGGCUGUCUCUUGACAGCCGCUAGAGGCGCUUGCGUGCUUCUCACUGUGAAAAUCACAGAGAGAAGACGCCAGCGUCCAUAGGAAAGCAUUGUAAAUGGACUGGCUGAAUGCGCGCAGCUCCUGCCGCACAUGCGCGUUCAGCCGAAGAGGGAGGAAAGGAGGAGGAGAGCUCCCUGCCCGGUGCUGGAGAAAAAGUAAGAUUUAACCCUUUCCUCUCCAUCCAGCCCGGCGGGAGGGGGACCCUGAGGGUGGGGGCACUCUCAGGGCACUAUAGUGCCAGGAAAACGAGUGUGUUUUCCUGGCACUAUAGUGGUCCUUUAAGUGAAACUACUCCUCGGCAUGUGGUACAUGGGUUUACGCACGUUGUGCAAGUGUCUACCUGCAGCUUAAUGCUUGUUCACUAAACUGUGCCCAGCGGGAGACUUAUUUUUCCCAUCAUUAUUUUAAUGUAUUAUCUAUGCAAUUUUCUUUUUAUUUAUUAUAUUUUUUAAAGUAAUUUUUACCCCAUUGUUUGCUUUUACAUUUUCAUAUACUAUUUGGUUAUUUCUUGUGAUUUUUUUUUUAAAAUUUAUUUAUUUAUUUAAAUAAAAAGUUAAACGAUUUAAAUAGCUUUUUUUAAUAGUUCAAAACUAGUGUUAAAAUCAUAACUGAUUACAUUGCUGGUUUGCUUCAGGAAAAUCUGGAAAUAGAUUUUUCCAAUACAUUUAUUUAGCAAAUGUAUCAAUACAUUUUUCACCAGUCCUGGGUGGUUAUGGGAAGUGUAGUCCAAAAAUAAAUGCGUCCAGGGUUCUUUGAAGAAAAGGGGUCCAAUCCUUAUACAUGUCUGAAAUAUAUUUUGAAAACCAGCCACGUUUUGACCUUCAAUAAAAGCAUUCAGAAUCAAUCCUAGAAAAGGAAUCUUUUAGGUUUUAGCAGGGAGCAAGGAGGCACCAAUCAGCUGAUUAGUUAGCAGACAUGAAAAAACAGAAUUAAAAUGUAAACAAAUCAUACUGUUUUACAACACUUCAGUGCACUGAUACACCGCAUGCAUUUACAUAAACGUCGUUGGUAGUGUGCUGUUUAAGUGGGUUGUUCAGCCAUCAUCUGUGGGUUGUUCAGGACAAGGAGGGAGCAAUUAAUUGUGGCUCUCUAUAGUCUAGGGGUACAAGGACACACAAACAUGUCUUGGCUAACAAAACACUGCAACUUGCUGAUAAACAUUCAUGCGUUCUAAUUUUUUUACUUUCUUGUAAAGCAUUUAAUUUAAACCAUCUGUAACUUUUUUUUUUUUAAAUCCCAAAAAUCUUAUAUUUAUCAUGCCAUUACAAUAAUCACACCAUGUUCUUUUUGAGUUAGAACUUCUCCAUAUUCAUUAAAUCACGUGUUAAGUGAUAAAUCUAAUUGCCUUUUCAUUCAUUUAAUUACUUAACCAGUCUACAGCUCUGGCUGUGCCGCUGCCAUUGUACCAAGUCAUUUAAUGUUACACAACUGUACCCCACUGCCCUCCUGUCUGCUCCUACCCCUUCCUGAUUGAAAGGACUUAUCCCACUAGGCUGAUUUUCUAGCUUCUUAGUUAGACCAGAGUGAUGUGUCAAACUACUUCUAUAUUAUCUCAGCAACUACGACACACUAGAGGAAUAAUGGCAGCAACUACAGUGCAUGUCCUGCACAGAUGUGUAAUAUUUUUCAGGACUGUUUUUUUGUUUUAAAAACCGCAAAACUGGAUAAAUCUGUUUCUGUUCAUGGUAGUUAUGGACUAAAUGUCUUAUUUGUACUAGUAAUAGGGUAAAUCUGCAUUGUGUUUCUGGUAGUAAUGGGGUGAAUUUGAGCCUUAUAUCUGUAAAAAAUGUGAAAAUCUACAUGUCCUACUGCCUGUGCCUGACACAGGAAACCCAAACCAAGGAGUUAACAGGGAAGAUUGAAGCUCUUCUCCAUCGAGCCUACAACCUGCAGGAAGAAUUUGGGACAAGCACACCCCAAGAGGGCAGCAUGCUGAUGGAUUUGGGUAAAUACCGUGUGAACAUUUAAAAAAAAAAAAUAUAUAUAUAUAUAUAUUUAUAUAUAUAUAUAUUUUUGGGGAAUAUUUUUUUUUAUUUUUUUUUAUUAUUUUAAAAAAAAAAAUCCUUUUGAUAAUAAAGGGAAAGUAAUAAAUUUUUUUUAUAUAUAAAUAUUUAUAAAUUUUUUGUAUUUUUUUUUUUAUUGGUAGAAAUGAUUUAAACUGUAACCCUUUCAGUUAAAACUGAGCAUUUACUAAAUCUUUGUCAGGCUCAUUCACUGAAGUGGGCUUUUUUGGGGCAUACUAUCAACCCACCCCUUUUUAAAAAUGUUAUUUAUUUUUUAUUUAUAUUACGUCUACACAGUUUUUUUGUUUUUUUGCUUUGUUUCUUUUAGCCUUUCCACCUAACUUCUAUAAAACAUUAUCUCCUUUAAACUGUAGUAUGUGUUUAGACACUUACUGGUUUGUGUAAAUAAAAUAGUUUUGUCUUGUCGUAAAAGACUUCGUUAGCUGCAAAAUUUGUUAUCAAUAGGUAAUUAACUCAAAUAAAAUGUUCUGAAUAGCCCUGCCCCAAGACAGACCUCCAGAUCCCUUUCUGACCAUUUGAGAUUUAAGGAUUUAUGUUACCAUAUGUCUGUGCUCUUCUGUCUUUCGGCUGGAUUCUUUGCUUUGACAAAUAUUUGUCUGUGCUGAUGUUUUCUCCUACUCAGAAGGAGCUUUGAUGUUCCCUCUUUUGGAAGGAAGACCGCUACGCAUGGACGAUGAUUACAGUACAACUUCUGAGGAUUCCUUUUUCUCAGCGGCUGAAGUGAGUAAUCUGACGAUUUUCUUUAACUACGGCUGGCCAUAGUCUUUUGACUUUGUGCAAGCACUUAUGACCCAGUACCAUUUAAAAAAAAAAAAAAAAAAAAAAUUGCAGAGAAAGGCAAAAUUAAUUGAAAAAGUUAGAUGCAAAAACAGACUAAAUGGGAGAAUGUCUAAAAAAAAUUACAUUGGCCUAACCUUUAAAAUUCGGUUUUCAAAUAACCCCCCAUAAUCUGUUUGUGAUCCAUCUUUAUAACUCAAAGACCUGCAUUGUUUAUUCCUCCACUUGCUGUUUUCCCCUUUUCCUUUCUAUUUUCCUUUAGAUUUUUUUAGACUUUGCUGACCUGCUCACUGUUAAUUGGGUCACAUCAUUAGUUUCAGCUAGGCUUUAGCAUCUCUAGCCUUUAUGGUAGAGAUUCUGUUUCAAAACUCUUAAUUGGUCCUGUGACUCUUUUUUUCAUAAAAUGUAUUUUGUUUUUCUCCCAGCUCUUUGACAAUUUACAACUUGGUGAUCUACCUGUUAUGCCAUCCAAGCCUGCUGCAGCAUAUAAAGAAGCCAUGAAGUUGGUCCAAAAGGGGAGCGUAUUAUGCAGGACAGUAAGGUAAUAGUUGGUUUUUAGCCAAACUCCCCCAUUUGGGGGUUAGCUUGUAAGAGGCAAAUAUUUGCUUGCUGGGUGCUUGAGCGUUAAUUGAAUUAAAAAAGUUUGUUAAGCCAUUAGUUUUGGUCUUCAUUUGGAUUUUGCUCUUAAAGGGACACUAUAGUCACCAGAACAACUACAGUUUAUUGGAUUUGUUCUGGUGAGUAGAACCAUUAACUUCAGGCUUUUUGCUGUAAACACGGUCUUUUCAGAGAAAAUGCAGUGUUUACAUUACAGCCUAGUGAUAACUUCACUGGCCACUCCUCAGGUGGCUGUUAGAGAUCCUUCCUGGGUCAUGGCUGCCUAAAAUGCAUCCAAACAUUCAGUGUCUCCUCCCUCUGCAUGCAGACACUGAACUUUCCUCAUAGAGAUUCAUUGAUUCAAUUUAUCUCUAUGAGGAGAUGCUGAUUGGCCAGGGCUGUGUUUGAAUUGUGCUGGCUCUGCCCCUGAUCUGCCUCUUUGUCAGCCUCAGCCAAUUCUAUGGGGAAGCACUGUGAUUGGAUCAGGCCACCACUUCUGCUGAUGUCAGCAGGCAGUGGGCAGGUCUAAUGGAAACAGAAAAAGUAUGCAGCUGCAGACUUGAAUUCAAAUAAGAUUUUACUAUAUUUAUGGAAGCAUGAGGGGACCAGGUUGGCUAGAUGGUGGUUUUAACACUAUAGGGUCAGGAAUACAUGUUUGUGUUCCUGACCCUAUAGUGCUCUUUUAAUAUGAGAACUGAGUGAAACAUUCAAAAAUUGCAAACAAAUAGUUGACAUGUUCAUCCAGAUUUCAACUGGUCAUUGCAGUUUACAGGGUCCGGGACACUGAGAAUAAAAUAUAGAAGACUAUUCAGUCGAGCGGAUUGUAGCAAAUUCUUAAGGUUCUACUUCUGUCAUUGGUACUUGAGGACUACGUAAUUCAAAGGCCACAUGAGCCAACUUGCAUUUUUAGAGUUGAAUCCCCCUAUUAUUGCGAAUCUUAUGUUUUGUAAUAUAUGUCAUCAUAUAUUCUUCUCAUCUUUAAUCACAAUAAAAGUAGACCUGUCUUUUUUUUUUAGUUUUAACAUGCCAAUUUUUUUUCAUUUCUAGAACAGAAUUGUUGGGGUGUUACAAUGACCAAGACUUCCUGGCCAAACUCCACUGUGUCCGACAGGCAUUUCAGGUAAUGGAGCAGUCCUUUAACACCCACUUAAACAGCAGCUCACAAAUCUCGCGUCCUUUUCCUUUUAACAGCUUUAUAUAUUUUUUUCUAUUAUUCUAGCUGCUACUAGAAGAUGAAGGGAAUCAAUUGUUUUAUGGUGAAGUCGGAAAGCAGAUGGUGACUGGGCUCAUGGUCAAAGCUGACAAGGUAUAGGUUUCAUUUAUGGCAUCUAAUUCAUAAAACAUUCAUUGAAGUUUGUUUAUAAACAAAUUAUUAACGUUCGACCAGUUUUACGGACCCCUGCAAACACUCCCAGAUAUCUGUAAUUUGUUUUAUUUUUAGAACCCCAAGAGAUUCCAUGAAAACUAUGAGGCGAUGCUACACUAUACGUUAAAAGAGGAAACUUGGCCCACCACUCAGAAGGAACUUGAAGGACGUGGGGUAAGAAACAUGUCACCAUUUUAAAUAUUACUUAUCAUUUUUUUUUUUUUUUUUUAACAUUUAUUUUGUCUUACAAUCUGUGCAGGUCGUGUGUAUGAAUUUCUUUGACAUAGCCCUAGAUUUCAUAUUAAUGGAUGCCUUCGAAGACCUUGAGAACCCACCAACCUCAGUUAUUGCUGUACUGCGCAAUCGAUGGCUUUCUGACAGUUUUAAGGAGACUGUGAGUUAAUUACUACUUUAAUUUUUUUUUAAAUAUUGAGUGUCUCGCUCUCUCACACACACACACACAGACACACACACACACACACAGACACACACACAGACACACACACACACACGUUUCAAUGGCUUAGAGCCACUACUUUGUGUGAUGUUUUGUUUUUUCUUUCUCUUUUCUUAAUGGUAUAAUUUAAGGGGAUGCUAUUAUUUGCUUGCAAGGUUGCUUGCUGUCCUGAUGAAAGUUCCCAAGCGGAACUGAAACGUUGAUGUUUGGAGUAAAAUAAAGUUUUCUUUCAACAAAUCCUGGGAGUGCUGGUUAUUUUUGGCUUUUAUUUAUCAGUGCAAUCGAGCACCGGGUCAUUUACAAUGUGAGUAGGAGUGCAAGGUUUUGUUUUAUUUAAUAAAAAUAUAUAUUUAUAUAAUGCAAUAAGUGGACAGCACACUUUGUGUAACUAUAAGGUGAAUGUAUGGUGAAAUCCUAUGGUUUUACAUAUCGGGCUAUAAGAACAGUCAUCUGUUCCUUAGCAGGUCUUAAAAUUGGGUAAAUACAACCUCCAAUGAACACCACCAGGUGACCUCUCACAUUGUGUCAUGAUUUAGUUAACAAAAUAAAGUGUGAAUACAGUGGGACCACGGUUUACAAAUGUAAUGCAUUCUCUGGGACGUUUCUUAUUGCGAAAAAUUUGUAAACGGAAACCAUAGGAAUGCACUGAAAACCAAUUAAUCCGUUCUGUAGGUCAGAAAAAAAGUCAAAAUGACCUGGCAUGGAAACCAACCCACAAUGCAGAACACACAGUAAAAGGCAUGCAAACGACGAAGUUCAGCACCCCUACCUUUCCACAGCUUGAGAAAUGCACCAAAAAGUCCCAAAACAACUGCAAACAAUUCCCAGAAUGGCUCCAAAACUCAAUGUAAAAGCCGCUCCAACACCUCCACACUCGACGCCACGUGCUACCCACAGGCUCCAGCAUGCAGGGGGCGGUGCUAUAAACCUCCCAGGUGCAAUGCAUCCUGGGGAAACUUGCUUUGUAUUGCGAAACAAAUUUGUAAACCGAUACAUUAUUUUCAAUGAAUUUUCAUUUGUAAACCGAAAAUUAUGUUAACCGAGGCGUUUGUAAACCGAGGCCCCACUGUAUUUGUGUGUGUGUGUGUGUGUGUGUGUAUAUAUAAUAUAUUUAUUUUUUUUAUUUAAUUUUAUUUCCCUUUUAGCACCAAUCAAGUUGCACAUUUAUUUGUUUACACACUUGUAUUUAUCCACAAUUUGGUAAACAUUUUUAGGUAUGGCACUAGAGAAAUAAUUCAGAGUUUAGUUCUUUAUUUUCUUUCAUUGUAUGUGCUUCUAUAUCAUGUUAAUGCCUGGGCUUUGGCCAUCUGUUUAUAAUAUUUUCUGUCUCUCUUAGGCAUUAGCAACUGCCUGUUGGUCUGUCCUUAAAGCAAAAAGAAGGCUUCUAAUGGUAUGUAAUUGGCAACUAAAUCUGUAACAAAACGAUAUGAUGAGAACACACUUUUGGUUUUGAGCGUUGGUUUCACGAAGUUCAACCGUUCAUAUGUAUAAAUAAACCGUAACUACAAAAGGAAACCUGUCAUUUUACGUUCAUCUAAACCUACCACUAUAAAAUCAUAUAAUUGAGAUAAAUGAUAUAUUUCUAUACUUCGGGAGCUGUAUUUGAAUUCUUACUUGCUGCCCCUUGUUCCAGCAAUGGGCUGAAGGUAUUAUUUACAUAAUAUGGGUGUAGCAGAUGGCACCAGGCGACCCUACAAGAAAUACUGUAUAAAGCUGCAUACGUGUAUCUGCUGUAAUUUCUGUGCAUUUAAAAAGACUUGUAUUCCUCUGAUUGUUCGGUAGUUUAAUUCCCUUAGUUAAUUCGAAUGAAACUACCGAACAACCAGACCUCCCUGUGUGAAGUGUGUCCUCAAUUACCCGUUGCAACAUUGUUGCGAACGGGUAAUUGAACAGUAAGUAGCCGUCCUUUGUUCUCGGGGGUGGCCGCCAUUCGACAAACGAACACGUGGCGGCGGCCAUUUUAAAACUCCCGAACAGCGGUGUUUUGCCGUCGAGUGCCUGGAACUAAAAUCGGACACUCGAGUAGGCGAACACCGCUGAGACCUCCACAGCCCUGGUCCGUUCGGUUCCAAACUACCGAACGGCCCCUCGUUCGGUAAAUAGAGAAUACCGAACGAGGGGAUUCAGGCGAACCCUCCCUAGCCUCUAUAGCUAGAGGCUUUCGUGUAUUUUAUUCCCUUAUGCCAGGACCGACCGCAAGGCCCAUUCACAUGGAACCGAAUUCGGCUAUCUCUGUUCGUGCGGUCGGUCAUUUUAUUCCCUCCAUACUUUUCCCGAACCCCUGGUCCGAUCUGGGUGAUUUUUGGAUAUGUUGUUCACCCAGAUCAGGGCUACCCGGGGAUGUAUGAUUUAAAGGGGUACCCCUACGUUUAGGGGUACAUCCAGAAAUUGGGGGAAUUGGUGUGCUGGCUAAGGGGAUUAUGAUGCUAGCUGAGGGGAGGGGAUGUGUGGGAGGUUACCAGGACAGGAUUGGCUACUGUAAUAAUUACUGUAAGUUCCUCCCUUGCAUGGGAGCAUGCUUUAUAAGGAGACUGCGAUUAAAGGCUUGUCAGUUAUGCUCCUGAAACUGUGUGUCGUCCAGUUAUUGGGAUUGCUGUUGGGAUAUUGCUGUAUUCUACCUGCUGGAAACCCUGCCUUUGGAUUUAUUAUUUACUUGUUCCUGAGUCUCACUUGGAUUAUAAGCGGAGAUAACCUGGGUAAUAUUGUAUCUCCGCUACAAUGGGCAUAUAGCAGACAAGGAAAUAAGGAUAUCUCUAAUUACAAGCAUAGAUAGAGAUGUAGGGUGGAGAGAGUAAAAUGGAAUUACUCUAGGAUAGUAGAGAGGGAUGGUUAGUGUGAAGGAUUUUUCAUGUAUUUGCCUGUGGGCCUUGAGUUAAACCUUCUCCCUGCUGUUUAAAUGCUUGUAUCCGUUCGGUUCAAUAUGCAUGUACCACUUUAAGAACCAAGGGUAUGUGUGUGUAAUGCAUUGCAGAACAUUUUUAAAAAGUUGACAGUUGGCAGUUAAUUCCUGGAGCCGAGAAUAAAGUUCAGUUGACUCCCUGAACGGUGUUUCAUCUGGUUACUGGGGGAUUUGGGAUAUUACUUUCUAUACCAGCGGAGAUCUGGGGACUUAAUAUUGCAGUCCCGUUACAACUGGUUGGCAGCGGCGGGAUUUUCCCUUCUACUUCCGUUACACCAGGAUUCCAAGCAGACACUGGGAACAGUGAAUGGAAGGCUGGUACACCCUGCUUAAAAGAAAUACACUGAAAGAGCUACUGGAAGCUCGUGGAAGGAUUGCUAGCAACAAAACCAAGCAGGUCAUUAUAGCAGAGUUAAUGGAGCUAGACCGAGAGAACUUGGUUGCAGCAAUGCCAGCUGUACAAGAGAUGGAGACACCAGUGAUUCAGGAGGAGGAAUCACCAGCCAACAAAGAAAUGAGGGAGAAGCUAGCAUGGUUCGGUCCAAACCCAACGGCUGACAUUAUUCUGAAAGUAAUGAGCCUUUUAGCGGAGGAGGCUAAACAAAAAAGAGACGCAGAGCUACAAUUAAAACUGGCAGCGGUCCAGCAGGCAGCAGCACACUUCCCAAACAGUGAGUACAACACAGCGGAUACAAAGAAAAUUCCGUUCAGCGCUUUUAAAGCUUUUGACGAAAAAGACUGUGAGAUUGAUAACUAUUUAGCAGAUUUUGAGCGGCAAUGUAACCUGCACCGGAUAGCUAAGGAAGAAUGGGUUUCAAUAUUGUCAGGAAAGCUGUCAGGCAAAGCCUCUGAUGCUUUCCGGGCUGUACCAGAACAGGAGAUCCACAGCUACGCCAGGGUUAAAGAAGCACUCCUGGCCCGUUAUGCAGUAACCCCAGAGUCCUACCGACAGAAGUUCAGGGACUCACGCAAAACCGCUAAAGAUUCCUACGUGGAAUGGGCAUGCCAGUUAUCCCUGUCGGCCUCGAACUGGGUUAACAGUAGCCAGGCCGCCACCGCGGAGGAGAUUUUGCAACUGAUACUCCUGGAACAGUUUUACAACCAUAUCCAGGCAGAUGUCAAAGACUGGGUGAGAGACCGCAGGCCCCUGUCUCUACUAGAGGCCGCCAAGUUGGCGGAUGAGUAUGCGGAUACUCGCAAAAUUAACCAAGUUGCACCACGGGUACAACCUCCAAAACCUUCAGUGCCAUCACACCCACCAGCAGCCCGAUACCAACCCCCUAACCGACCGGUGACUUCUAACUCUCGCUACCCACGACAGGAUGUCAGCGAGCUACGUUGCUUCCGGUGCCGACAGCUGGGUCACAUCCGACAGAAUUGCCCCAUGAACAACCACACCAGGUCAAAUUUGGUCUCGACCUGGGUACCAGCAACCACCAGCAGCAGCCCAUUGUGUAGAUUCGACUUGGGAUCCCAAGGAGCUGGGUCAGGAAGAACCAUUGGGCACCCUUUACGAAGCCCUCAUGGUGCAAUCCACCGUCACAGACAAUCGGAAACACCAUUGCCAACUGGUCAUGGUUAAUGGCAAGACAGCACGGGGAUUAAGAGACAGUGGUGCAACCAUCACGCUAGUACAACGACAUCUCAUUAACGCAUCGGAGAAGCCGGGGAAAUCAAUUGCUGUGAGAGUGGCAGGGGGGGCAGUGUAUCGCAUUCCUACCGCUCAAGUACACCUGGACUGGGGUGCGGGAGCUGGCAAUGUUCAAGUGGGCGUAAUGAAAGACUUACCCUCUGAAGUCGUGUUGGGCAAUGACAUUGGGCCCCUGACUUCGGCGUUCGCCUCAACCACCGCUCAGGAGGCCCACGCAGUAACCACCAGAGCACAAGGUCGCGCUGCCGAGAGCCAUCCGCUUCCUACUGAGACCCAGGUAAGCCAACCCGACCUACCCCUGACUAUAGAACCCCUUCCCUGGGACACCCCAGAAGACUUUGGGCGGGAGGUGACCGGAGACCCUUCCCUCAGAAAGUAUCGAGAGAAGGCCAGGCGAGGAACGGGGGGGUUAGAGAAGGAACAGUUUAUCUGGGAAAAAGGCCGCUUGUACAGGCUCACCGAGACACGGGUUAACGCACCUGGGCCUAGGCAAAAACGCCAGCUGGUAGUUCCACGGAAAUACCGGCGGGAGUUAUUGAGAAUUGGGCACGACGUUCCUCUGGCAGGACACUUGGGAAUACGCAGGACGGGAUAUCGGGUAACCCAGAACUUUUUCUGGCCUGGGGUAUCCGAUGACGUCCGGGCGUAUUGCCAGACGUGCGAGAUAUGUCAACGCAUAGGUAAGAAGGGAGACCACCCAAAGGCUAAACUGGUCUCCAUGCCCAUAAUUGAAGAACCGUUCACGAGGGUAGCCGUGGACAUCAUAGGACCCUUGGCCCAACCUAGCCGCUCCGGCAAACGUUAUAUCCUCACAGUGGUAGAUUACGCCACCCGUUACCCUGAAGCGGUGGCCCUUUCUAACAUACAGGCUGAGACGGUGGCAGAUGCACUAGUCCGGAUAUUCUCCCGAGUGGGCUUUCCCAAGGAGGUACUGUCCGACCAAGGUACACAGUUCACGGCCGAGGUAACCCAGCAGAUAUGGAAAGUCUGUGGAGUUAAAUCCCUGACUAGUUCCCCAUACCACCCCCAGACUAAUGGCCUGUGUGAACGCUUCAACGGGACGCUAAAGCAAAUGUUGAAGUCGUUCACGGGGGCGUACAAGGAUUGGGAGCGGUUCCUGCCACACCUUCUCUUUGCCUACCGAGAGGUGCCGCAGGAAUCAACCGGAUUCUCACCCUUCGAACUCCUAUAUGGGAGGCGGGUGAGGGGGCCUUUAGAUCUUAUCAAGGACCACUGGGAGGGGCAGACGGAGAUUGAGGGGACCCCGGUUGUACCUUAUGUGCUGGAACUGCGGGACCGCAUGGAGGAACUAGCCCAGGCGGUGCAGGGAAACCUCCAGGCGGCCCAGCAGCGUCAGAGGGUAUGGUAUGACCGACGGGCUAGGCACCGGAGCUUUCAGAUCGGCCAAAAAGUCAUGGUGCUAAGACCGGUCCGAACAGACAAGCUCCAGGCCGCCUGGCAGGGCCCCUACAAAGUUAUAGGGCAGAUAUGCGACACCACCUACACCAUAGCUAGCUGCGAGGAUGAGGAUGUGAAGCGAACCUUUCACAUCAACAUGCUUAAGGCCUAUCAGGAACGGGCAGAGGAAGUGACCGCUAUCUGUGCACCAGCAGGGGAAGACACAGAGACACUACCUCUUCCCGACCUAUUGGGCAGCAACGAAGGGAGGACCCAGAUAGAGAAAGUCCAGCUAGGCGAACAACUGGGACCACAAGAGAGGGCUCAAGCUGUCCGCUUGCUAGAAACCAAACAGGCCACAUUCUCUCAGGAGCCUGGGUACACACUCCUAGCCGUCCACAAGGUGGAAACUCCAGGGCAAGCACCCCUGAGGCAGCUCCCUUACCGUAUUCCGGAAGCAGUCCGAGAAGGGAUGCGGAAGGAAAUCGAUGAGAUGCUUCGGCUAGGGGUAAUAGAACACUCAGAAAGUCCUUGGGCCUCGCCGGUAGUCCUAGUACCAAAGAAGGACGGGACAACCCGCUUCUGUGUGGAUUACCGGCGACUCAACGACAAAACAGUUUCUGACGCCUAUCCAAUGCCACGGACGAACUGCUUGACCGUAUCUCUGCAGGGAAGUAUCUGACCACAAUUGACCUAUGUAAGGGAUAUUGGCAGAUUCCCCUAGCAGAAGAUGCCAUACCCAAGUCUGCCUUCAUCACCCCGUUCGGCCUAUACCAAUUCCGGGUUAUGCCAUUCGGGAUGAAGAACGCCCCGGCCACCUUCCAACGGAUGGUGGACCAAUUACUGGGAGGUCUCCAGGACUACGCAUGCGCCUACCUGGAUGACAUCGCCAUCUAUAGCGAUACCUGGGAAGCGCACCUAGAACACGUAGGGGUAGUAUUAGAUAGGAUAAAGGGGGCCGGGCUGACCCUGAAACCAGACAAAUGUCAUUUGGGUAUGGCGGAGGUACAAUAUUUGGGACACCGAGUAGGAUGUGGUAAGCAACGGCCGGAGCCGGCUAAGAUCGAGGCCGUUGCCAAUUGGCCCACUCCCCAAACCAAGACACAAGUCAUGGCUUUCUUGGGCACAGCCGGCUAUUACAGACGCUUUGUACCCGACUAUAGCGCCCUAGCCAAACCCCUGACCGACCUGACCAAAAAGAAGUUACCCCGACAAGUCCUGUGGUCCCCGGAAUGCGAGGUGGCUUUCCAAGCACUAAAGAAUGCUCUCGUUAAUGCUCCACUGUUGGUUACCCCAGAUCCUAACAAAAGGUUUAUUGUCCACACAGACGCUUCAAUGUUUGGACUGGGGGCAGUACUAAGCCAGAUCGGAGAGGAUGGGGGAGAGCACCCGGUGGCAUACCUGAGUCGGAAGUUGUUGCCAAGGGAGGUCAGUUAUGCCACCAUUGAGAAGGAGUGUUUGGCCUUGGUAUGGGCACUCAAAAAGCUCACACCCUAUCUCUAUGGCCGGGCCUUCACCCUCAUUACGGAUCACAAUCCCCUAGUUUGGCUCAACCGGGUCUCAGGGGAUAACGCCCGUUUGCUGCGCUGGAGCCUGGCGUUACAGCCCUAUGACUUUACUAUUCAUUAUCGCCCAGGCAAGCAAAACGAGAAUGCUGAUGGACUGUCGCGCCAAACGGACUUGGCCUCAGAUUAAAAACUUUGGAAAGUCCCGUCAACCCUAUUGGACCAGGAAAGGUCCAACCGAGUUGCCGGAGCAGGGAGAAAAAGGGGGGCCAUUGUGAAGGAUUUUUCAUGUAUUUGCCUGUGGGCCCUGAGUUAAACCUUCUCCCUGCUGUUUAAAUGCUUGUAUCCGUUCGGUUCAAUAUGCAUGUACCACUUUAAGAACCAAGGGUAUGUGUGUGUAAUGCAUUGCAGAACAUUUUUAAAAAGUUGACAGUUGGCAGUUAAUUCCUGGAGCCGUGAAUAAAGUUCAGUUGACUCCCUGAACGGUGUUUCGUCUGGUUACUGGGGGAUUUGGGAUAUUACUUUCUAUAGAAGCGGAGAUCUGGGGACUUAAUAUUGCAGUCCCGUUACAGUUAGUAUCCUAGAGUGCUAAAGUUUGGAAAGUACUCUUAGAUGUACAACAGCAUGUAUUAUUAUUAUUAAAAUCCUUAUCAUUCAUAUAAUCAUGCACCUACUUAUUUUUUCUUUUCCUACAAAAUAAAAAUAUGUAACCUUUUAAUUACAGGUUCCUGAUGGAUUCAUUUCACAUUUUUACUCCGUAUCGGAGCACGUUAGUCCCGUCCUGGCAUUUGGAUUUUUGGGGCCCAAGGAGCAUUUGACAGAAAAUUGUAAUUUCUUUAAGGUAUUGCAUUUGACAGAUCUGUCUAAAACUUGCUUUUAGCCGUAUCGCUUCGAUUACUUUUUAUCUUGUAUGCAUGGCAGUAAAGUUGGUAAAAUUCUAACCAAUUUCUCCAGUCAGCAGAAUAACUGACAUUGUGCAUCAAUCGGCAAAGUUUAUAGUAUCAAACUGUAUAAAUAAAUUACAGACUGCUAGUAUGGCUACCCCCUUUGGCAAUGCGACUGGUGCACUAGGCUUCCUUUGAUGGAAUCUUGUAGGGCUAUUUACUAAAGACUGAAGUUUAACAAUUUAAUAUGAACUUGGCUAUUUGUGCCCUUGUUUUUUUUUAUUUGGAUUUAAUUUUCAAAAAUUCAGGGAUGAGGGAUUCCUCAAUCAGUGCUAAAGACGAGCCAUCACUGACCUACUUCAUAUGAUUUUAAAUCCCAAUCCAUAACAGCCACAUGCAUUUCUGAGUCAGGUUCUUGUGCAUGGUUUGUGCAAGCGGAAGUAGACUGAUUAUCAACUUUCCUUUAGUUGGAUUAGGUGCAGCUUAAAUGCGGGGGAAAAAAAAGUAAAAAUACAUAUAUUCAUAAUUAUGUUUUUUAAUAAUUUGGUUAAGAAAGGAAAAAAGGGACUGCUUUUGGGAAUAUUGGUUUUCAUUUUACAAAAUAAAAUAUGUUGUGACUUCUGUUAUAAAGAAAUAAACCAAGUCAGGAUAUAUUGGAUACAAUUUAUUGCAACAGGUGGGAUGAGUAUUUUUCAAACUAGAAAAUUGCUACCUAAGUGAUGAUGAUAAAACAAAAGCCACUUGGGUAACUAACAGUUUGUCAAAGUACUGGAAGAAGUGCAGUUCAGUAAACGUAACUUUUUUUUGUAUGAAAAAAUUAGCUUGUUUUCUGAGUUGCUAAUAGUGUAAGAGGUCUCUCCGUUCUGGGACCGAGAUGCAUUAGCUGAUGAUGACCCCUAAAAAUCCUGCAGUACCUCGUGAACGACUAAACUAUAAAAUAGCCAAAUCCGCCUUACUGCCCCUUAUAUCACCUCUGUCGUUCUAAUAGAUCAAGAGUGGUCCAAAGUAAUUCACCUCCUACUCAGAGAUAGUAAGAGAUUUAAAGGGUAAAGGCAGGUCCUCCUUUAAAUGAGUUACUUAAACACUGUAUAACCUUCAAAUACCUUGAGUCACUACAUUUACCCGUCUAUAUUCGUGUAACUUAAGAACGUGUAGAUCAAAAAACUGUUCAACCUGUUUCGACUUUCCCCAGAAAACCACUUUGCUUUAUUGAUAUAUUACAUUUUUUUUUUUUAUUUUUUUUUUACAGCACCAGAUUGUACAGUAUUUGAAGGAUAUGUUUGAUUUGGAUAAAAUGAGGUAUACUACAGUCCAGUCCCUGGCAGAAGAUAUUCUCCAUCUUUCACAAAGGCGGAGUGAGAUUCUCUUGUCGUACCUGGGAAUAGAAACUGUACGAGAGCUGAAUGGGGAUGUUCCCGCAGAAAAUCGGUCUUUUGAACAUAUUUGAUUUCUCAUAUAAAACCAGACAAACUCAAAACAAAAAUAUUCGGUCUAAAUGUGGAAACUAAUUCUUUUUUUUAAUUUGGAGCAAAAGAAUUUCAUCCUUUUGUUUUUUUUGUUUCUUGUCUUAUCAGCCAAGAGCAUUUUUUUUCUGAUUAGGCUGAUUUAUUUUUGGCCCUGUGGCACUCACAAAAGCGGAAUAUAUUUGGCAGUAAUAAGUGGAUGACCAUUAACAAUUGGGCCUUUUUUUUUUUUUUUUUCAUUUCAUUUUUGCACAGUUUGAUGUGAUUUGUUGCCUACCACUGGACUUGAUAUGAAGAAUGUAAGCCUUUUCACAUCAGCCUUUUUUUUUUUUUCUUUCUUUAAAUAUUUUAAAUAACUGUUUCAACCAGAAACUGUUUUAAAAUAUAAUAACUAAUUUAAUUCCUCUGCUGGCAAAGCAAGAACUUAUCAAUGAAUUUUAACUGCAUUGUUUUCAGCUUGCAGGGACUUUUAAUCUAAAAUUGAGGGGCAUUAGAGAAUCUUUUCUCUAAGGAUGCACCUAAAAUGUGAAUGGACUGGAUUAAUUGUUAUAUGUAGAACACUGGGCUAAUUCAGGUAGAUAAUGCACAAUAUAAACCAAUAAAAGUGUAAAGUGCACAUGCAGCACUAUACUUAAUUCUCACAAAAAAAAAACCCCAAACCGAAAAGUGUGCAACGUUCCAUUAUAAAGGUGAAUUCUACACCUUCGUGUUAGCUAAAUGUAGAUAUUCUCCUUUUUGCCUAAUUUGUAUACAGCAGGAUGAUAUCAAAAGACCUCCUGUAGUGUUUUUAACGCCAGUUAUGGCAGGCACUGAGCCGCGAUGGUAAAUCUAAUUACUGCUAAGUAACUUGCUUUUAUACACUACACCAACGGUGCCCAAAAUGUAGAUCCCCAGAUGUUGUACAACUCCCAUGAUGCUUUGCAUACCUUAAGAACGACAAAGCAUCAUGGAAACUGUAGUUUUUAAAACCUCUGUGGAUCUACCUUUUGGCAUCCCCUGAACUACGCUAUGAGAGUUCUGUUUCUUUUUUGUUUUUCCCUUGAAAGAUCUCAUCAUGCUGCAUCCUAAUUAGACAUAGAGGAGAGUAUCUACAUAUUGUUUACGUUGUGGGGUAUAAAUCUCCUAUAUAUAGCACUGUGCACACUUUACUGUUUGUGUAUUGAGAUGAUGCACAAUGCCAAUGUAAUGGGUCAUAUAAAAAGUAAGUUAAUGAGGGGAGUUAAUCAAGAGAGACAUAUGGAAUUUUAAAUGAUAAAGUAACCAUGUAUUUUCGCUAGCGAAAUCCCUAUGGUAAAACCGGUGUCGGCCAUGUCAUCCGAUAGUGAACCGCAGUGCCCAUAACCUUUUGCUGGACAGCUGUGACUGGCAAGGCUCAAUGGGUGUUAUAGUUCACUAAUAGCUGGAAGGCAAUUUAUUGGUUAUCCCUGACCUGUGCUGUAACUUUGCACUUUUUUAGAAUCGUAAUGUAUACAGUGUAGGAUAUGGUGCUUGUAUACACACAUUUCUUCUAGAUCUCUGUAUCCGCUCAAUUUUGUUUUCCAUGUGAAAAAUAUAUUCCUAUAAAUCAGCUGUUUUAAGUGCUGUGUUGUGCAAAACAAUUAUGUUCUUUUAAAGGGACUAUAUUUUGUAAGUAAAUGUAUUUGAGUUUUUUUUUUUUUUUUUCUUCACACUUGACGGAGGUAAACGUUUCCAGAGAUGGUGAGGAUUGCAUUAUUUAACUCUGUACAUUUUAGUGAUUUCAUAGGAUCCGUUCAAUGUGUAGUUUAGACAAAAUGGUGAAUCUUUCUGGAUCAUUCUAAAAAACAUUCUUCAGAAGAGUAUCAUGUUAACGGAUUUAUUCAAUAAACCUUUAAAUUGUUGAGAAUUGGCAGGAUAAUUUCACAGUGAGGUGGAAACCUUUGCUUCCAAGCAGUUAAAGUUUAUUAUCCCAUAUAUUUAAAGGAGCCAUAAUAUAUACCUUUAGUGCCUUCAAUAUGGGGACAGUCUCUUUACUGCAGCCCAAUCUUUUUCAAGGGGACUUGUCAAGACUAACGAUUUUUAUUCAAUCAAGCUGCUUAAUAGCACUGGACGCACAUGGCGUCACCUAGAGUUGACGUGUGCUAUGGCUGUGCCUGGGAUGAGCUGGUUUGUGAGGUCAUUUGCUAAAUGUUGAAUAUAAUGUUAACUUUAGGCAGCAUGACUUGAAAAAGGUGAACACAAGUUUAUAGGUGAUUUUCCAAGUUUUAUUCAAUGAUCAAUUUCCAGGAAAGUGAUGGUUUUUAAUUUCCUAGUGCCUGUCUAUUUUAUAAGUUGGCUAUUAUUGGUAUAAAAUGUACAGUUCCCAAUGGCUAACAAUUUUCAGUUUCCUUUAUCAAGUUACAAAAAAA